Fusarium musae is the source of this 834-nucleotide messenger RNA. RefSeq lists its product as uncharacterized. The transcript has a single exon. Lineage: Eukaryota; Fungi; Ascomycota; Sordariomycetes; Hypocreales; Nectriaceae. Bases 1 to 834 code for a protein of 277 amino acids. The record is from RefSeq and is a predicted model, not a curated record.
AUGGAUAACCACGAAAAGACCGUCGACUCGUUGUCGCAGAGCGAAAAGGACACUUUACCAAAAGCGACUCGCCCUCCACCAAUUCUAUGCCUCGGCGCUCCCCGCAAUGGCUCAGCAUCACUUAUGAAAGCGCUGCAAAUCCUUGGCUAUCCCAACGUACAUCAUGGCUGGGACGCAGCUGAGCGUGAAGACCUCCAAUGGCAAUGGCCCAUCUUCGACAGAGCGUGCGACGCGACAUUCACCGUCCUCCCGACAUACCGCGGCAAACCUUUCUCCCGUGAAGAAUGGAAUGAAGUGUUUGGAGAAUACGAUGCUGUUUCUGAUGUCGCUUCUUACUUCGCUGAGUCACUCAUGCCAGCUUAUCCCGACGCCAAAGUCAUUCUCGUCGAGCGCGAUGUCGAGAAGUGGUAUCCGAGCAUGGUUGCCGUGGUCAAGAACUCAACGAGUCCCUUUUUACGAAAACUUGGAGUAAAGCUUGGUGAUCUUUCAGGGUUUACGAGUCCGAGGCCGUGCAAUAAGAUUCACCAGGGCUGGACGAGAGCACCGUCUGCAAAUGACGUUAUCGAAUACCUCAAGCCCGCGUAUGCUCGACAUAACAAGUACAUCAGAGAUACCAUACCCAAGGACCAGCUCUUGGAUUUCAAGCUUGCGGAUGGUUGGGAGCCGUUGUGCCAGUUUCUGGGAAAGGAAGUUCCCGAUGUGCCGUUUCCGCAUGUCAAUGAUUCGAAGGAGUAUGCGGAGAGGUCUAAGAGGCUGGCGAAGAAGAUGUUCAAGCUUUCUGCGAGGAACCUUAUCUUUCCUUGCUUGCGUCCUGAGCCUGUCACUAAGCCUUAA